Messenger RNA from Acanthoscelides obtectus, 1798 nucleotides. NCBI's taxonomy places the organism in Eukaryota, Metazoa, Arthropoda, Insecta, Coleoptera, Chrysomelidae. The record is from the annotation of a GenBank genome assembly.
CAUCAUAGUGCAAUUCUGUUAUUCUGACGUAAAUAUGUUUGCCUGUACAAAAUUGAAGCAGUUAAGUGCAAAAGCGAGAUCGGUGUCCAUAAAUCCAAUAACUGAUCCAGUUCAACAUUCGGAAGGACCUUUCUGGCACACGAACACUCAAGAAUUGUACUUUGUGGAUACUUUCAACGGUACGCUCUGUAGAUGGAGUUACAAGGAUAAGAAAACACAGUCUUAUCAUCUAGAAAACCACGAUUCAGUAGGCGUUAUCAUUCCAAUCAAAGAUAAAAAAGACUACUUUCUUGUCGCUGCUGAUAGAAACGUGUAUAAUCUGUAUUGGCCGUCAGAUGAUAAUGAAAAUGAGGCGAAAUUGGAGCAUCUGAUUACCGUAGACGAAAGUAAACCUAAAAAUCAGUUUAAUGAUGGAAAAGCAGACUCAAAAGGAAGACUUUGGCUAGGAACUUUAACUCGAAAUGGUGACUUGUCAGUAGCCCCGGAAGGUGGUUCGCUCUACAAAAUAUCAGGAUUCGGAGACAGUCUGAUGGCUGAAGAAAUGGAAAGAUCACUGAGCAUAAGCAACGGAUUGGAUUGGUGUCCCGAGUAUAAAAAAUUGUACCACAUCGACAGUCAGACACGAAAAAUUGUGGCUUACGAUUUUGAUGAACAGAGUGGGCAGAUUCAAAAUAAGAAAAUUAUUUUCGAUAUGGCGGAUCAUCCAAAUCUAGAAGGCAUCCCUGAUGGAAUGACAGCUGAUGGGUCGGGAAACUUGUGGAUUGCACUUUUUGGCGGGAGUGCGAUAAUCAAGAUCGAUCCCAACAAAAGCAUCCUGUUAGAAACAAUCGAAAUGCCAGUAAAGUAUUGUACCUCCGUGUGUUUCGGAGGCCCAGAUUCAGCGAAUUUGUUCGUCACAACUUCACGUCUAAAACUGAACGAGAAAGAAGUAUCGGAAACUCCUAAUGCCGGAAGUGUAUUUGCAAUAUCUUAUUUGGGCGUUAAAGGAAGGAUUGUGCACGAAGCCAUCAUUUGAACAGCCACCGAUAAGCCUAAAUGCCAGGGCACCGCUGCUGCUACGAGGAUACCAAAGAAACUUUGUAAAUCUGAUUUUUGAACUGCCUAAGGUUAGUAGAGUAUGCCGCAAGCGAAUUUAGUAAUUUCAAUAAGUCCAAUAAAUCUAUAGUUUCCUUUCGUCGGUGUAUAUGUUCCGGCUCCUUGAUCAUAAAUUUGAUGACCUGUAGUCAUAGAAACAUUUUUUCUUAGUUGUUUGAAUUUCAUAACCCCACAUUCCCGACUACAACAAAGGAAGCACAAUAUUGUGAACGUUGUUAGACCUAGUAACCGGCACGGGUAUUACGUAUUUUGAAAAGUAACAUUUUGUCAGUGUCAGAAAGUGUCUGCGAGGCUUAAGUCUAAGGGCAACAGAUCCAGCUGGAAUAACGGUAAAAUGUGAAAUAAAUAAUGUGUUUGAUUUAUAAAUAGUUACUUUAUUUACUCGAUGUGUUAAAUAAACAGCCACCCCUUCUACACAACUGAAUAUCUGCUUUCUAUUUUUUAUAAUAAAUACACGAAAAGUGUAAAAUGUGAAUAAUAAUCGAAUGUAUAAUACAUAAUACUUCAAAAUUGGGCAUAGCAGCAGGAAAGAUGUAAAAAUUACCGGAAUCUCUGAUAAGCACAGAAAAUAAAGUUUUCGUUUUCAAAACAUUCUAGUUCAGGUUUUCUCUGUUCGUGAACCAUACAAAAUACUAAAGGUAACUAAACAGUUUUGUUAUCGACUUUCUUAUAUUCUUAUCGAGCGCUUCAGUAGUUGUAUGCC